AGAAGGUAUUUGAUAAUUCCUAAAAAAAACAAUUUAAUAUAUUAUGAUAUACAAAUUAUAUUUUAUCAUUUAGUUGAAAUCAUAGGUCGGUAUUAUUUAUUUUGCUAAGUAAUAUUUUAAAUAUUUGUAUUUAUUAAUUAUUAUAGGUAAGUACUUCUAUAAUUUUAGGGGCUAAUGAACGAUUGAGAACAUUAUACCUUUUUGACCAAACUAUUGAGAAACACUUAAAAUUAGGGGAGAUUGUAAAUUCCGCCCGGGAAAAUAAAUAUUUUUAAACUAAUAAGCGUUCCGUGAUUGUACGAUGCGACCGUACACUUCGCGACACGGCGUGUUAUAGUAUUUGAAAGUCACAAAAUGUUCGUAUCUCAGACGAAAAUCGUCAAUCAUAUCAUAUCUUAUCAUUUUUGCUACAUAUUGUGGAUCUAAUAAUUGGAAAUAUCAAAUAGAAAUAUUAUAAAUUGUGUUCAGUACACGUCUUAGAGUCUUAUACAGUUAAACGCUUACACGCUAUAAUGGCUCAAUUUAUCAAAUCAAAACGUGGAAGUAUACUUUUAGUAUUAGACAAUUUUAAAUUUUUUAAAGUAAAUAGACCUUUGGCUUCUGGGUUAAAAAAAUGGCUAUGUAUAAUCCAAACUAACAAAGCUUUUGUGAAAACCUUUGGUGAAACUACGAACAUCGCUGAACAAAAUGUUGAUAAUGAUAAACAUAGUGCAAAUAGUGAUCAAAAUAUACAACGGCAAAUUGUAUCAGUAUCAACAAAACGUAAAACUGUUGAAGAUAAUAAUGAGAAACCUAGUAAAAUAGUGUGUACUGUUAUUAAAAGCAUUCUUUGAUAUGAAGCGUUACAAGUAAGUGACUUGCAUAAUAUUAAGCGAAAUAUUUAGAAUUGGGUAACAUUGGUAGGUAACAAAGAACUUACCGCUGACCUAAAACCCCCAAAACUAAUACGAUUGAGAACGAAUUUACAUGCAAUGUAGCCAUAUUAUUUAUUUGGCUAUUAAAAGAUUCAGUAAUAUAAAUAUAAAAUAAAUAUUCUUGAAAAAAGUCAUAAAUUAAUAAUUAUAAUAUUAUACACAUAUAUGGGUACCUAUCAUCUAAUAAAUAAAACAAUUUGAAACCGUAUCCAUGAUUAUACCUAAUAAUUAUGAACUUAUAAAAAUAAGUAAUAUAUAUUAUGCAUAAAUAAUGUAAAUUAUGUAAUAU
Molecule: messenger RNA, 1203 nt
Organism: Rhopalosiphum padi (bird cherry-oat aphid)
Lineage: Eukaryota; Metazoa; Arthropoda; Insecta; Hemiptera; Aphididae
Exons: 2
Coding region: 513-833 (106 amino acids)
Source: RefSeq, a predicted model, not a curated record